Molecule: messenger RNA, 1419 nt
Organism: Morone saxatilis (striped sea-bass)
Lineage: Eukaryota; Metazoa; Chordata; Actinopteri; Moronidae
Gene: rxfp3.2b
Product: relaxin family peptide receptor 3.2b
Exons: 1
Coding region: 1-1203 (400 amino acids)
Biological process (GO): G protein-coupled receptor signaling pathway; immune response
Cellular component (GO): membrane
Molecular function (GO): G protein-coupled receptor activity
Source: RefSeq, a predicted model, not a curated record
AUGCAGCUGAAUGAGACUGGAGUUCAAACACUGGCUCCAGAGCCAUGUGAGCAGCAACUACUACAAGAGGACAAUGCUGGAAACUGUAGCGGAGGUUCCACCAGCAACCUGUCGCUGCACUGCUGGCUGCAGCUCCUCAGCAAGGAAUCUAUCAUGGAAUUUCAAGCAGACAGCUCCAGUCUAGUGGUGCGUGUGAUGAUAGCAUGUGUCUACUCUAUAGUCUGUGCACUGGGGCUGGUAGGAAACUCACUGGCUUUGUAUCUGCUGCACUCACGUUACAGGCAGAAGCAAUCAUCCAUCAACUGCUUUGUGAUGGGACUGGCUAUCACAGACCUUCAGUUUGUUCUGACUUUACCUUUCUGGGCAGUGGACACAGCCCUGGACUUCCGCUGGCCAUUUGGCCGCGUGAUGUGCAAAAUCAUCAGCUCUGUCACCACCAUGAACAUGUACGCCAGUGUGUUCUUCCUCACAGCAAUGAGCGUGGCACGUUAUUACUCUAUCUCCACUGCACUGAAGAUGCACAGCCGGCGGGCUGCAGCCACUAGGGCCAAGUGGACAAGCCUGGGCAUCUGGGCUGUCUCUCUGCUAGCCACUUUGCCUCAUGCAAUUUACUCCACCAGCGCCCAGGUGUCAGAUGAGGAGCUUUGCCUGGUGCGCUUCCCAGACUCAGGCAGCUGGGAUCCACAGCUUCUUUUGGGUCUAUACCAGCUGCAAAAGGUCCUGCUGGGCUUCCUCAUUCCUCUGAUCAUAAUCACCGUCUGCUACCUGCUGCUUCUGCGUUUCGUCCUCAGCCGACGCAUCACAGGUGCAGCGGACCCAGAGGUUGAGCAGGGCCGGCAAAGUCGUCGCUCCAAGGUGACCAAAUCCAUUGUCAUUGUGGUUCUCUCCUUCUUUCUGUGUUGGCUUCCCAAUCAAGCGCUGACACUGUGGGGAGUGCUCAUAAAGUUUGACCUUGUGCCCUUCAGCAAGGCCUUCUACAAUGCGCAGGCCUACGCCUUCCCCCUGACGGUGUGUUUGGCACACACCAACAGCUGCCUCAACCCUGUGCUGUACUGCCUGAUUCGCCGGGAGUUUCGGGCAGGUCUCAAGGAGAUCCUCCUCCACGCCACACCAUCCUUCAGGAGCCUUACUCAUCUGCUGCGUCGCAAGGCCAAAGUGGCUGAGGCGCCGCCUGUUCUUGUGCUGGUCCAAAUGGAUGUCUGACUUGGAUGACUGGCUUAAUGUGACAGAGGGGCGUAAGGAGUGAAUGACAAAGUAAAUAAGCCUAUAUUACCAUUGAUUUGGAGGUUUACCAUGAUGGUGCAUUUAUCUGUAUAUCAAAUAUUUUUUUGGCUUUUGAAAACAACUUAAUCAUAAUUGACUACCCAGUGGGAUGUGCCCCACUUUCACUGCAUGCACCAAGAUUUCCUCUGCCGCAAA